CAGCAGCACAUCUGAAUACAUUUUAUUAAAUUUUCAGAAAUAGCAAUAGAACAGAACAUUAACUCAAAAUGGGGUUUCUAACAGUAUUAAAAAAAAUGCGCCGGAAGGAAAAGGAGAUGCGCAUAUUGCUCCUUGGCUUGGACAAUGCCGGAAAGACAACAAUAUUAAAGCGGUUCAAUGGCGAGCCCAUCGACAAAAUUUCACCCACACUGGGCUUCAACAUAAAGACUCUGGAACAUAAUGGUUACACAUUAAACAUGUGGGACGUGGGUGGACAGAAAUCCCUGCGUUCCUAUUGGCGGAACUACUUUGAAUGCACAGAUGGCCUUGUAUGGGUAGUGGACAGUGCCGAUCGCAUGCGUCUAGAGAUGUGCAAAAAGGAGCUGGAGGUACUUCUACAGGAAGAACGCCUAGCCGGUGCAACUUUGCUUGUACUCUGCAACAAGCAAGACUUACCGGGCGCGCUAAGCUCUAAUGAGAUCAAAGAGUUGCUGCAACUAGAUGACAUUACAACCCAUCACUGGCUAGUCGUAGGUGUCAGCGCAGUGACGGGAGAAAAGCUUUUAAGUUCCAUGGACUGGCUGAUUGGCGACAUAGCCAAAAGAAUAUUUACAUUAGAUUAGGUAAUACAUAAGUUCUACUUUUCAAGCAAAUACAUCUUAUAUAAUCUCAUA
Scaptodrosophila lebanonensis is the source of this 674-nucleotide messenger RNA. RefSeq names its product ADP-ribosylation factor-like protein 2 (gene Arl2). Gene Ontology annotation, molecular function: GTP binding; GTPase activity. Lineage: Eukaryota; Metazoa; Arthropoda; Insecta; Diptera; Drosophilidae. The transcript is spliced from 3 exons. The record is from RefSeq and is a predicted model, not a curated record. Bases 69 to 623 code for a protein of 184 amino acids. Gene Ontology annotation, biological process: protein folding. Gene Ontology annotation, cellular component: cytoplasm; microtubule cytoskeleton.